AUGCCAGAAACCUCCUCCGCAACAACAGCAGCAGCACCUAGCCGGCUGACACAAGAACAACUAGAUAGAAUUGCUGCCAACAAGGCUAAAGCAUUAGAGAUCCAGGCUGCGAAACGAAAAGCAAAGGAGCAAGCACAACCGCAUGAAGCUCCCAAGAAAGCAAAGUGGAUCAAGACCUUUUAUGAGUAUGAUUUGAGCACAUUGGUGGAUAGUAAGGGUGGAUUUAUCGUGGAUGAAACAAGUGAUGAAAAGAAAUUUGAUGAAAACAAAAAGGAAAAGUCGUAUGCCAUAGAACCUUAUUAUCCCCCUUCGUUGGAGGCAUCUGAAAACCCCAAAUGUAAAGAGUGCAGUUCAAUGGACCUGGAUCCCGUAUUUUUCAACGUCUUUCACAUCUUUCUCUGUCCAACAUGCAAAGAGAAGUUUCCUGAAAAGUACAGCUUGAUCACCAAGACAGAGGCCAAGGAGGAUUAUUUACUGACAGAUCCUGAAUUGAAGGAUCCCGAGCUAUUGCCACAUUGGUCCAAGCCUAAUCCACACAAAUCCACAUGGAACGACAUGAUGCUGUACGUCAGAGAGAUGGUCGAGGAAUACGCCUUUAAGAAAUGGGAUGGACCCGAGGGAUUAGAUGCAGAAUACGAACGACGAGAGGCACAGAAAAAGGACAAAAAGGACAAAAAGUUCAAAGAGAAGCUCGCUGAUCUACGACGACGCACCAUGACGAGUACUUGGGAGAGAAAGCGACAGGAAGGGCCGCACAAGCACGAAUUUGAUGAUUCUGUCGAGGAUGAGGAUGGAAACACAACACAGACAUGCAAAACUUGCGGUUUAGUGAUAGAAUCUGAAGAGUUUUGA
Mucor velutinosus is the source of this 852-nucleotide messenger RNA. It is a transcript of the gene KEX1, whose product is annotated as Cell death protease. The record is from RefSeq and is a predicted model, not a curated record. Bases 1 to 852 code for a protein of 283 amino acids. Gene Ontology annotation, biological process: UV-damage excision repair; nucleotide-excision repair involved in interstrand cross-link repair; nucleotide-excision repair, DNA damage recognition. NCBI's taxonomy places the organism in Eukaryota, Fungi, Mucoromycota, Mucoromycetes, Mucorales, Mucoraceae. Gene Ontology annotation, molecular function: damaged DNA binding. Gene Ontology annotation, cellular component: nucleotide-excision repair factor 1 complex. The transcript is spliced from 3 exons.